UUGCGCCUGCGCCGUGCGGCUCUCCCAGAACCAGAGCCAGAAUCAGAGCCAGGUCCGGGCUGGACCGGGCCGGUCCCGCCCGCUCCCGCCGGCGGCUGCGCAGCGGGGCCCGACUGAGGGGGCGGGGCUGAGCGCUGCAGAGGGUGACGUCACCCUGCUGCCCGGCCGUCGGCACCGCCUCUGCCCGGCGAGGGAGCGCCGGGAUUGCCGGUGCAGGCGCCGCCAUGGCUGCCAUAUUGGGGAGGAAGUGAGAGCGGGAGGCGGCGGCCAGGAAGGAGCCCUUCCCUUUUCGCUUCUGCUCGGGCGGACGCAGGAUUCCCGGCAGCGGCGGUUUGCCAGACCCCCGGAGCGGGCGGCGUCGAGGCAGCAAGCGGGGGACGGCGGAGCUGAGCGCCCCGGCGGCGGCGUUGGCCUAAGAUGGCGGACCCGGCGGAGUGUAACAUCAAAGUGAUGUGUCGCUUCAGGCCCCUCAACGAGUCCGAAGUGACCCGUGGUGACAAGUACAUCGCUAAGUUUCAGGGCGAAGACACCGUCGUUAUCGCGUCCAAGCCAUAUAUAUUUGACCGUGUAUUCCAGUCAAACACAUCACAGGAGCAAGUAUACAAUGACUGUGCUAAAAAGAUUGUCAAAGAUGUUCUUGAGGGAUACAAUGGUACGAUAUUUGCUUAUGGACAAACAUCGUCUGGAAAGACACACACUAUGGAAGGGAAGCUGCACGACCCAGAUGGAAUGGGUAUUAUUCCAAGAAUAGUGCAAGAUAUUUUUAAUUAUAUUUACUCUAUGGAUGAGAAUCUUGAGUUUCAUAUUAAGGUGUCGUAUUUUGAAAUAUAUUUGGAUAAAAUAAGGGACCUUUUGGAUGUUUCAAAGACCAAUCUUUCUGUUCAUGAGGACAAAAAUAGAGUUCCCUAUGUAAAGGGUUGCACAGAGCGUUUUGUAUGUAGUCCAGAAGAAGUUAUGGAUACUAUAGAUGAAGGAAAAUCAAACCGACAUGUAGCAGUUACAAAUAUGAAUGAACACAGCUCCCGAAGUCACAGUAUUUUUCUUAUUAAUGUAAAACAAGAGAAUACUCAAACAGAACAGAAACUAAGUGGAAAACUUUAUCUUGUGGACUUGGCAGGUAGUGAAAAGGUUAGUAAAACUGGAGCAGAAGGUGCUGUGCUGGAUGAGGCCAAGAACAUCAACAAGUCUUUGUCUGCUCUUGGAAAUGUCAUCUCAGCUCUCGCUGAAAGCAGUACUUACGUUCCAUAUCGUGAUAGCAAAAUGACUAGAAUCCUUCAAGAUUCACUAGGAGGUAAUUGCAGAACCACUAUUGUUAUUUGCUGUUCUCCAUCUUCAUACAAUGAAUCUGAAACUAAAUCUACUCUUCUAUUUGGUCAAAGAGCAAAGACCAUUAAGAAUACAGUCUGUGUCAACGUGGAGCUCACUGCAGAGCAGUGGAAGAAAAAGUAUGAGAAGGAGAAAGAGAAAAACAAGACUCUGCGUAACACCAUACAGUGGCUGGAAAAUGAACUCAACAGAUGGCGGAAUGGGGAGACUGUUCCAGUUGAUGAACAGUUUGACAAGGAGAAGGCCAACUUAGAAGCUUUUGCAGUAGACAAGGAUAUUACUGUUACUAAUGAUAAACCAGCUACCACAAUUGGAGUAACUGGCAAUUUCACUGAUGCUGAAAGAAGGAAAUGCGAGGAAGAAAUUGCCAAACUAUACAAACAACUGGAUGACAAGGAUGAAGAAAUUAAUCAGCAGAGCCAAUUAGUAGAAAAACUGAAAACACAAAUGUUGGAUCAGGAGGAGCUUCUAGCCUCAACCAGGCGGGACCAAGACAACCUGCAAGCAGAGUUGAAUCGCCUUCAGGCUGAAAAUGAUGCCUCUAAAGAGGAAGUGAAAGAGGUGCUACAAGCCCUUGAAGAAUUAGCUGUCAAUUAUGAUCAGAAGUCUCAGGAAGUAGAAGAUAAGGCAAAGGAAUAUGAACUGCUUAGUGAUGAGCUCAAUCAAAAAUCGAUCACUCUAGCCAGUAUAGAUGCAGAGCUUCAGAAACUUAAAGAAAUGACCAACCAUCAGAAGAAACGAGCAACAGAAAUGAUGGCCUCCUUACUAAAAGAUCUUGCAGAGAUAGGAAUUGCAGUAGGAAACAAUGAUGUCAAGCCUGAGGGAACUGGCAUGAUAGAUGAAGAAUUUACAGUUGCAAGACUAUACAUCAGUAAGAUGAAAUCAGAAGUAAAAACAAUGGUAAAACGUUGCAAACAGCUAGAAGGCACCCAAGCUGAAAGCAAUAAGAAAAUGGAAGAAAAUGAAAAGGAACUGGCUGCUUGCCAGCUCCGUAUCUCACAGCAUGAAGCCAAGAUCAAGUCAUUGACUGAGUAUCUUCAGAAUGUGGAACAGAAAAAGAGACAACUGGAAGAGUCUGUGGAUUCUCUUAAUGAAGAAUUAGUUCAACUCCGAGCACAGGAAAAAGUCCAUGAGAUGGAGAAGGAGCACUUAAAUAAGGUUCAAACUGCAAAUGAAGUCAAGCAAGCUGUGGAACAGCAAAUCCAGAGCCAUCGUGAGACACAUCAAAAACAAAUCAGUAGCCUGAGAGACGAAGUUGAUGCAAAGGAGAAACUUAUCACUGAACUUCAAGACCAAAACCAGAAGAUGAUGCUUGAACAGGAACGUCUUAGAGUUGAGCAUGAGAAGUUGAAAGCGACUGAUCAGGAAAAAAGUAGAAAACUGCAUGAACUGACGGUUAUGCAGGACAGACGGGAACAAGCGAGGCAAGAUUUAAAGGGUUUGGAAGAGACUGUGGCAAAAGAACUUCAGACUCUUCACAAUCUUCGGAAGCUGUUUGUCCAAGAUCUUGCUACUAGAGUGAAAAAGAGUGCUGAGAUUGACUCAGAUGAUACAGGAGGCAGUGCUGCUCAAAAACAGAAGAUUUCCUUCCUUGAGAAUAAUCUUGAACAGCUUACAAAGGUUCACAAGCAGCUGGUACGUGACAAUGCAGAUCUUCGCUGUGAACUUCCUAAACUGGAGAAGCGACUUAGAGCUACAGCUGAGAGAGUUAAAGCUUUGGAGUCUGCACUGAAGGAAGCCAAAGAGAAUGCUUCUCGUGAUCGAAAACGGUAUCAGCAAGAAGUAGAUCGUAUAAAGGAAGCUGUAAGAUCCAAGAAUAUGGCCAGAAGAGGACAUUCUGCGCAAAUUGCUAAGCCUAUUCGUCCUGGCCAGCAUCCAGCAGCUUCUCCAACUCAUCCAAGUGCAAUUCGUGGUGGAGGUGCAUUCACUCAGAACAGCCAACCAGUUGCACUGCGUGGAGGGGGAGGGCGGCAAGACAAAGUUUGCUGAAAAGUAAAUGAAGCGUGAGGAGGAUUGGAUAUCAUGUAGAGGGAGUCAUUCCAUGACAAUAAUCUCUCCCCUUGGGGACUGUAGGAUUAUUUUUUGAAAAUGUAUAAAUUAUACCUGGCCUGUACAGCUCUUCCCCCUUCUACAAAUUCUGUUAACUGAUUUCCAAAAAAAACCAAACUAGAGUGCAAUUUUGGCGUCUUGAAAAAUGAUAUGUUACUUAAAGUGUAGCUCUGCUCAUUAUACAGUUUGUCUUUCAUGUCUUAAAUUUAGUCUGCACUGUGCCAAGCUGAAUGUACGUUGAGAAAAUCUUAGUUCAAAUUUUCUAGCUUAAUUUGUGUACAUCUUACUGUCUUAGGGAAUGUGUAACAGUGUUUAAGUAUACUUUCAUUUUUAUCACUUCACAUAACACUACAUGUCCCACUGAAUUAGAACAUCACUCUGCAUUGUGGUUUUCUUUUGGAAUGCUCCACAGAGCAUUGGAACUAAAUUUAUUUGUACAGUGUAAGAAUACUGAAGUGUGCUUAUAACAACUGCCAUGAAGCACUGCGAUUGCUACACCACAGACCUAAAGAGUUCAAUAUGAACAAGGCUGUUUAACUGUUACCUGAUUAAAUGCCCAUUUAUUGGGUGAUUUAGAUUUAAAUAUUGUACAGUAAUAAGAGUAAACCUAAGUUUACAGAAAAGACUUUGGCAGUGGAUUAUCUCAUCUGUCCUGUUCCUGAUUGUACACAAAGUGCAGUCUGGUGGAGUGAAAACAUUCUGCUUCAUUCUGAUGAGCCUGUCUAUCCAUUUGUCUGUAUCUGUGACAGUUCAUUUUCACUAUUUUAUAGUAGGGAAAUGAUCACAGUCUCAAAUUUAAUAUUCCACUGCAUAUACAGUAAUGGAAUUUUUGGCUAAAAUUUUAACUUUCAAUAAAAAAACUCCAGCAACUGGACAAUGAAUUCCAGUACACUAAUAAAGGAUACAACUUUUUAAAACUGAUGUAUCUGGAAAUACCAGAGACAUGUGCUUAAAAAAAUAAUAAAGUGCUACCCUGAAUUAUAUUUGUAAACUGUUUGUAAGUAGGUAUAUGAAAUGUCCAAAGUAGGAGUUGGUGAAUAUUUUUCUUCUCUUUGCAAUAAAGUUAUGUAAAGUGGCUAACAAAAUGAAACAUGGGUUUUUUUGUUUCUGAGCUCCAGUACUCCCAUGGAACAGAACCUGGGUUUAAAAAUUUUAUAGUCUAACUUUCCUACCUUACUUAUAGGAUCUAGCCACUAUAAUUUUUAGAACAGCCUUCUUCUUGAUAGAAAUUAAUGGUAAGGUCUUUGAGAAAGAAGGAACUUAAUAUUACUGAAAGAAUCCAAUUAGCUUUCCAGACCCAGUUGGUACCAGUUGGUGUUUGGCUUGAAUUUUUUUGCUGGGUUACUGUGGAAACUGUUCAGGCAGCAAAUCACUUUCAACUUUUAUAUUAUAAACAAAAUAUUUAUAUUAUGAUGGAGUGUAGUCAGAUUUUAGACCUUGAACCACUUUUUUUCUCUACAGUAUUCUGAAUUUUUAAUAGUUUGAUAUUUAAAAGCUGAGUACAUCAGUCAGGAAUCUGACAGUUUUGGAGUUUUCAGCUUUUAAGACUGUUCUGUUCAUUCAGGCAGUCGAGCAUCCAAACUUCUCAUUGUUUUAGAGCAUGAGUAGAGACAGCACACUGAGGAAAUGAAAAUAAAGGAACAGCAAACUAUUUUGAAUUAAAUUUCUCACUGUCUGUUACCUUUCUUAGUGUUAACUGUAGGUUUUCAGGCCUUCAUUCGUUAAUACACAAUCAUAAAACCAAAAAAACCCCACUUUCUUUACAAUACAUUCAAAUGAAGCAGGAUUUUUUCUAAUGCCUGUAAAUGGGGGUUUCAUUCCUGUGGGUAAUUAUCAUGGGUUUUGGUGCUGAAAAUUGCUGUGUUUAAAAACAUAUAUUAGGUGGUAACUAGCCUGUAGUUCAGUGUACAUCACCUUUUUAUAUUUAAACUUUUUGUUUUUUUAAUUUUAAAACUUUUCUGAAGUUUACCAAGAACUGCCUCUUAAAAUUAAAAAAAAAGCAAAAAACAAAAAAACAAAACACAAAAAAAUAACAAGAAAACAGACAACAAAGAAACAACCAACUUUUUCUAGUUUCUGGUUUGGCUGUCAGCCAGACAGGACAAUUACUGUUUUUUGUAAAUUAAAAUGUUCAGUCUAUACAGGGAAUGUUCAACACUGCUGUUUCAACUUGCAGUCUUUGAAUGGUUCUUAUUUUUUAUGUUCCUCUAGAUCAUAUUUUUUAAAAGGUGGUUUAGGAUAGGAACUUGGUAAAAUAUUUAUUUCUGAUGAACAACUAAGUUAUUUACAUAACUUAAACAAUGACUCACUACUGUGUGUAACUAAAUUUGACAUGAGAGGACAAGUCUACCUGUGGAAUAUGAUUUAACUUCAGUACACUUAAAAUGUAUUAAAACAAUUGGUUUGGGGAAGACGCCAUAUAGUUCUAACUUACCUGCAUGCUGUAAAUGUAUUUGUGUUUAAAUAAAGACAAGAAAACUCUUUGAA
Molecule: messenger RNA, 5862 nt
Organism: Calypte anna (Anna's hummingbird)
Lineage: Eukaryota; Metazoa; Chordata; Aves; Apodiformes; Trochilidae
Gene: KIF5B
Product: kinesin family member 5B
Exons: 26
Coding region: 418-3315 (965 amino acids)
Biological process (GO): microtubule-based movement
Molecular function (GO): microtubule binding; ATP binding; microtubule motor activity
Source: RefSeq, a predicted model, not a curated record